AUGGUGACUGAUUCAAUGGAAAUCGGUGGAUUUUUAUCUAGCAUUAUUAAUAUUGAUCAAAUUGGACAAGAUGAUGAGGAAGAUCACCAGCAAAAGGAGUUAAAUAUCAUUUGGAAUGAUCUAAUUGAAAAUUUUGAAACUAAAAUUGUGAAAACAUCAGAAUUAAUUAAAGAUAUUGAAAGUUAUGUCGAUUGGGAGUUGACUACAACUUUCAGUCUUUCUAACAUUGAUGAUAAUUUUAUUAUAAAUGAUUCAAAUAUUCAACAAUGGCUGGAAUUUAUAGUAAAAGGUGAUGAAAAAUUUAAUAGCUUACAAUAUUCCAUUGCUUUGCAAAUUAUAAUUUCUUUAUCAAAUAUUUCUCUAUUCAAUAAACAGAAAUUUGCAUCUUGGGCUAAGUCUUUAAAGGAAUCUCUAUUGGAUACUUUAUUGGAAAAUGAUAAAGAUUUAACUAUUUUAACUUUAUGGAAAAAAAUAUUGUUGGUUAUUUAUUCCAUUGAUUGUACGCCAACUGAUUUAUUGAAUUUGUAUAAAAACUUUGAAGAAAACCAUUUCAUUCCAGAGAUUUUAAAUGAGUUGGCCAAGCAAUCCCAUGAUCAAUUAUCUCAGAGUUAUCUUCAAUUCGAAAAUUAUUAUAAAUCUUAUAAAUUGAAAAGUUUAAAAACAAAAAUUGAAAAUGAUUUAACAUUCCAGAUCUACCUAGAGUUGAAUGAUAUCACCUCAAAUAGAAUUAUGACUAUAGGUCGUUCAUUAUUUCUUGAGGUUACAGAUGGUCAAUUAUGUUUAUCUAACGAUGAAUAUAUAAUUGGAAUGUUCCAGAAUUUUGAGUUCAAGCCAUUAGUUUUCUAUUGCAUUACACUUACUGUAAAUAGCAAUGAUAUUGCACUGUUUGUCAAUGGUCAAUAUGUUAAUACGGUCUCGUUAUUUGAAAAUUUCAUAUUGAGCUUAAGUGUAAUUGAAUUAGGAUCGAUGAUAUGUUCAUUUAGACUAUACAGAUUCCAAUUGUUAAAUGCUGUUCUUUCUGAAUUAGAAGUGAAAGUUCUAUACCAUGUGGGAAGCAAUUAUAAAAUAACAAAGGAGAAUACAGGUCAUGAAAUUUUAGGUAUAAGAAGGGCAUUUGGUGAUUCUUUUUUACAACAGAUAUUCCAAAGCAUAACGGCAAGAGAAAUAAUAUCGCUUACAGAAGGAAUAUCAAAGAUCAGAAAUUUAAAAUCCGAUGCAUUAUUAAUCGAUUUCAAUCCAUACAUUGAAUUGAAUUCCGUCGAUCACAAUAAUUUUCUUUUCCUUGAAAAUAAAGAGCAUGAUUCGAUUGAAAACAGUACAAUUCUAAUCAAAGGAAAUGUUUACUACUAUAAGAGUUCAACAUUGUCUGACAUUUUUGAAACUUUUAACAGCUUCAGAUUUGUCUUAUCGAAACUAGAGGUAUGUGAUGAUUAUAAUAAGUUGUAUGAAUAUGUAUUCCACAUGGUUCAACUUUGGAGCAACUAUCAACUAAGAGUUUGGUUUGAAUCGAAAUUUGGAUAUCAACUCUUAAGUCACAUUUUGACAAAUAAAGUAAUCUACAAGCAUAAAAAAGCAUUGCCAAUUCAAUUCCUAAAUUUAUUUCUAGAGUACUCCGGAUGGGAGUUAUCAGAUAUUACUAAAUCCAUUAUCAAAGAUCAGAGGUCUUACGAAAAUUUAGUGUUAAAUAUAAAUUUAUGGUAUUUGGAUGUAGAAGACAAUGAACAGUUACCAUCAGAAAUAGAAAUUAUUAGGUUUUUAUUUUUUCAAAUUUCAAAUUUAUUGGAAACUUCAAAAUAUAAGCGAUUCAAUUCAAGAGUACUAAUGAGAUCAAAUAUAAUUCAAAAAUUUUGCAAUUAUCAGCACUACCUGACAGUAAAUAUGAUUUCCAAUGAUAUUGUUUCAGAACUAAAUUAUGACUUAGUCAAUGUGUAUGUCACCUUAUUAAAAAACGAUUUCACAAAGCAGAAUGUUCAAUGGUUAUUUAAUUACUCAUAUUAUGAGUUAAAGUGUGGAAAUUAUUCUAAUUGCAAUGUUUUAUUAACAGCAAUUGAUACCCUAAUUCUAGAAACUCUGGACAAUAAUAGGAUGGAUACCCUUCAAGUCUUUAAUGAGUCAUUGUCCAUUAAAUUUCUUCUAAUGGCUAUAGAUGAAAUUGUAACGGUAAAAAAAAGUCCUCUAAUUUUGUUAAAUAUUCUUUUAAAAAUAUUUUCUAUUAAUACAAAUGGUUACCAAAAAUUUCUUGAUAAUUCUGGUAUGAAUUUAUUGCUCGAUAUUUUGAAGGGUGCUAAUGUAGCAGAUUAUGAAGAAAUAGUAUACAUGUUGUACAAAUAUUCAUUGGGGGAAUUUGACUAUACAACUGGUAGCAUUCAAUGUGAAAAUUUUGAUAAGAUCGAAUUGUUGAAUGAGAACAUAGUGAUUAAUAAAUAUCUUCUUAAUUUGUCGGUAUGUCUUCUGGAAUGGUCUGUGAUUAAUGACAUUAGGAGUGGUUUUCAAAUUGAUCUUAAUACAUUUAUUAUUUCCUUUAUGAAUAAGCUAAGUGUUAUGUCAUCAAAUAAAAAGAAUAGUUCUGUCUUUGAUACUAGGAAAAAUAAACUAUUAACAUGUUUGUUGGAUUUACUAGUCACUCUAACGAAGCAUCAAAAUGGUUCGAUUUAUUUGGAAUCUGCUUUAAUAAUUAAACAAUUUCUAGCCGAUAAUAUAAUAUAUCAAGCAAAGUAUUUGAAUACAAAUGAAUUCGGGAAAUACAUUAAUUCUAUUACCGAAAGUGAUGAUUCAUCCAAUUCUUUCAUUAUUUUCUCUGAAGACCAAUAUAUUUAUAUUCAGUUUUUGUUUGUAAAGGAAAUACUACCAGUCAUAACUUCAGAUCUAUCAGGCUUAAAAACUGAGUUAGCCUUUAAAUUCAGGUCAUAUCCAUAUAUGGUUUCAAAUUUAUUAUCUAUAUACAAUUAUUCUAUGGAUAAAUUUGCAACUGUAGAGCUUCCACUUUCAUUUUACCUUUCAACAUUUUCUGUCCUAAUGGAAAGUAUCAAGGCGAUUGAGAUAAGUGAUCAUGAUAUCAUUAAGAAUGUAUCAAAGGCAAACUUAUUGAAUAUUUUUAACCUUAUAACGCUUAGAUUAGUUCAUCUUUUAUUUGUUGAGAAUUUCAGGUUCGAUGAAAAAUCAACUCAGGACUUAUUAAAUGCAAUUGUUAAAAAUGCGCAUAUCCUUUUCAAAUCAAAUAACAGUGUCUUUGAUAAGGAUAUGACCUGGAUAUUGAUGUUAUUUUUAAUCUCAGAGUCAAGUUGUUCUACCUCUGGUGAAGCUAUGUUAGCCUGUUUAAGAAAUAUUUUAAUUUACAAUAAGUCAAAUCAGAAAUACAUAUCAGAAGUGAUGAAUAUACAAGGGAAAAUUGAAUUGUCAAGUUUGAUUGAAUCUUUGGAAACAUCAAAUUCAAAUGAGACAUUAGCUUUAAUUGAAAAAAGUAAAAGACAUAUAGUAAAUUUGGAUCAAAGGGAUAAGCUGAUAAAUUAUAUAACAAAACGGUUAGAGAACGGAAUGAGUAUAGGGAAGUUCAACUCAUUCGAUGAAAUAAGUAUUGAAGAAUUGAAACAGUUGCGUAUGGAUAGAGAUGAUAGUAAAAUUGAAAAGAUUCAUGGACUAUUUAGAAAUGACAAUUAUGAGAUCAGCAACAAAGUAUAUAAACUUGGAAACAAACAAUUUUCCAAUUUUAUUACAGAUAUUGAAGAGGAAAAUUUGAUUUUUGAUAAUGAAUACGAAUAUCUAACUUUUCAAAAUAAUCAAAUUCUCUCCCUGCAAUUGAAUCAAAAUAUAUCACUUGAAUGGACUGUGCAGCCUGUUGAAGACUUCGAAAGAUCUAGAAGAAAGCUGUUGCCUUCACAAUUGAGAAAGUGUAUAGGAGAGAGUAGUAUAAAGGAUGAUUCAUCAGUACCAGAUGAACAGCUUAACAAUUCUAAGAAAGGUAUAGGAGCUAGUAGCAUGUUAUCAUAUGAUUUAAUGUCAGAUUUAGAUCUCUCUGGUCUAUCAGAUGCUGAUAAUUCGGAUGAAAACAGAAAAGUAUUAAAACUUUUGAAAGAAAACGAUUUAAUCAAGAAAAUUUGGAACUGUAGCCGCAUUGUUGGUUUAGACAUAAAAGAGGGAGUUUUGAUACUUGGAGAAAAUUACCUGUAUUUUGUUGAUAACUAUUAUUUUUCUAAAGAUGGUAAAAAAGUAGUUAAUUUAUCAGAUGUUCCACUGCAUUUAAGAGAUACUAAUAUGACAUUAAUUGGUGGAGAUAUAUCAAAGUCUAGAUUCUCCAACGUGGAACACAAGGUUUUCAACUGGGAUUUGACACAGAUAACACAUGUCACUAAAAGACCUUUUUUAUUGAGAGAUAUUGCAAUGGAAGUUUUAUUUAGUAGAGGUUCAAACUUUUUAUUUUCCUUUAAUACUAAAUCAAUAAGAGAGAAUGUGUAUCUUCAAUUGUCGAAGGUCUCGAAUAACUCAAAUAUUGACCCCUUAUUGGAUUGUACAUUAGUAGAACUGAACUCAAGAAGCCACGGCAUAUCUCUGAUGAAUGGUAUUUCAAAGGCAAGCCUUAAAACUAAAUUUCUUAAUGCUUUAUCUUCUUCUUCUAAUUUUGAUGAAUACGAAGCUACAAAAUUGUGGCAGAAUGGUGAAAUAUCCAAUUUCUGUUAUCUAAUGAUAUUAAAUACGUUAGCAGGUCGUACUUUUAAUGAUUUGACACAGUAUCCUGUUUUUCCUUGGAUUAUAGCAGACCAAGAAAGUGAAUUUUUGGAUUUAGCUAAUCCGAAAACAUUUAGAGAUCUAUCCAAACCAAUGGGCGGUCAAACCACCAAGAGGGCAGAACAAUUUAAGGAAAGAUAUGAAUCACUUUGUCAGUUUGAUGAACAACCAACUCCUCCCUUUCAUUAUGGUACGCAUUAUUCAUCGGCUAUGAUCGUUUCAUCAUAUCUAAUAAGAUUAAAACCAUUUGUGGAUUCAUUUUUACUUUUACAAGAUGGAAGAUUCGGCCAUGCUGACAGAUUGUUUUCAUCUAUACCAAGAGCAUGGAAGUCUUCUGCAGUUGAAAGUACAACGGAUGUUAGAGAACUAAUUCCUGAGUUUUUCUUUUUACCAGAAUUUCUAAUUAAUACAAACCAUUAUGAUUUUGGCAAAGAUCAAAAUGGAAAUACCGUUAGUAAUGUUAAAUUGCCAUUAUGGGCAAAUGGUGAUCCACUUAUAUAUAUCGCCAAAAAUAGAGAAGCAUUGGAAACUGAAUAUGUGUCCGAACACUUGCAUGAGUGGAUUGAUUUGAUAUUUGGUUAUAAGCAAAAGGGAGAAAAAUCUGUUGAUUCUUUGAAUGUUUUUAAUAAUCUUAGUUAUCCUGGAGCUGUUGAUUUGGAAAACAUAAAUGAUGAAAAUGAGAGAAGAGCUAUUACGGCUAUUAUUCAUAAUUUUGGACAAACACCAUUACAGUUGUUUUCUGAACCACAUCCUAGAAGAAAUGUGUUGAAAUAUCAAUCUAUUAAAAAUUGCAUCAAAAAUAUAUGUGAUGAUCCUUAUUGCAUAGAACUCGAACAAUUAUCGAAGAAAUCAAUUGAUUUGAUUUUCUUCACAGAUAAUACUACUUAUAAGGCAGAUUCAAGCAAUGAUGCUGUGAAUUUGAAGUGUAAUUUAGUUAUUAAUUCACGUCAAUUUUUUGAAAUUGAGUUUGAAAAAUUUGGUAUCGAAGUAAGAAAAUUAAAACGGUUGAUCAAAUUUGAUAAUACAAUUGUUAUAUCUGUGGAAUUUGGUGAAGCAAAUAUCAUGGUUACAGGCGAUAAGAAUGGAAUGAUUAAAAUUUGGAAAAUAAAAUCGAAAGAAUUGAAUAAUAGUUCAACAUUUGAAUACGAUUCCCUAGGAUCAAUGCACGGGCAUUUAUUUGGUAUUAAAGAAAUGAAGAUAUACAAUGAAUACCAAGUUCUGGUGUCCUUGGACUACUCAGGAGUAGUAUAUUUAUGGGAUUUAUCUAAUUUCCAAAUUAUUCGUAAACUGGCUGAUCACGUAUCCCAAAUAGCAGUUUCUCAAGUAGACGGGAAUAUAAUUACAGUUAAUGAGGAUAACAAUGUGGCAAUAUAUAAUUUGAAUGGUAUGUUGUAUUGUGAAAGGUUGUUUAAGGGAUCUAAGAUAACAUCAAUAGCAUUUUUUGACUUUUCUUCUAUUAGUUUAGGUAAUUUGAGACAUGCUUACUGGAAAGAAAAGGAGGCAUUUGCCAUUGGAUAUAAUGAUGGGAGUAUUGAUAUGUUUAUAUUGGAAUUAUCUUCUUUAAGUCAAUGGGAUGUUCUAUUGGUUAAAUCCUUGAAAUCUAAAAAUCAGGAUCCAAUUACUUCAUUAAAAUUCCAAUUAAAUGAUUUGAAAUUGAAAAGAGAAGUUGGAAAUGAAAUAAAUAUUCAACUAUUCGCUGGAGAUAAUCGAGGUAAAUUGUAUAAAUGGGGAUCAAAAUAG
Messenger RNA from Vanderwaltozyma polyspora DSM 70294, 6462 nucleotides. RefSeq names its product Bph1p (gene BPH1). Lineage: Eukaryota; Fungi; Ascomycota; Saccharomycetes; Saccharomycetales; Saccharomycetaceae. The record is from RefSeq and is a predicted model, not a curated record. The transcript has a single exon. Gene Ontology annotation, molecular function: protein binding. Bases 1 to 6462 code for a protein of 2153 amino acids.